This is a messenger RNA of Panthera uncia (snow leopard), 5397 nucleotides long. RefSeq names its product ETS transcription factor ERG (gene ERG). The record is from RefSeq and is a predicted model, not a curated record. Gene Ontology annotation, cellular component: nucleus. Lineage: Eukaryota; Metazoa; Chordata; Mammalia; Carnivora; Felidae. The transcript has 9 exons. Gene Ontology annotation, molecular function: DNA-binding transcription factor activity, RNA polymerase II-specific; sequence-specific DNA binding; protein binding. The coding region runs from base 2557 to 4032 and encodes 491 amino acids. Gene Ontology annotation, biological process: regulation of transcription by RNA polymerase II; cell differentiation.
GAAUGUGCGUGCGGAGUGCUUCAUUCCCAGGGCGACCUGGUUAUCUUGUGAUGGAGCAGCUGUUUGUGAGUCCAGAGAAAAGUGGCCAGAAGAUGCCGCACUCCUUGCAGGGUGUGGACUUAUGGGAUGUCCCAAAUUCUGCUUGGCUCUGUGUGGGAGACGUUGAAGGAGGAGUUUUGUAUUGGGGUGCAGUGGGCUUGAGAACCCCCGUGGAGAAGACUGGAUCCUGAUUUCAGAUGGCCCUGGCUUCCUGGAACGGACACCGGGUUGCGACAGCAAGAACUUUGUUGAGAAUGUUCUCCAAAGCACGACCGUAAUCUUAUUUAGCGUGUUUGUUUCACUUACUUUUGCCACUUGUUUUUCCUAACUCCUGGAGGCACGUGACACUUGAGGAAGCUGGAGAGACAUGGGUUUGGGAAUCCAGUUCUGUGGACACCGAGUUCUGGAUGUUUCUCGGAUUUUUGAAAACCACGUAGGGACUUGUCUCUCUGUCUCGCUUGCUUCGGUUACGGAGGAGGGCUGAUCAUCCUGUGACUCACUCCCAGAUUUCAUGAAAAUCUAAGUAUGUUGGGUUCUCUGGAUUAACAACGUAGUACUUUUAACCAUCGUGGGGGGAGGGGGGGUCACAAAAUUAGAAGCAAAGAGGAGCCCAGGCCUUAUUUUCUAAUUCUUUUACUUGAAAUGUAGGAGCUUCUCAAAAUACUCAUCUGGUAGAGAAAGGAAUGCAUCUGUUUCAGGAUCCCUGAUGUCUUUUGCUGAAAAUGUCAGUGUGCCUACAAAGUACAUUCCACUUUUCAUUAUUAUCUUUUGAACGUAAGCAUUUGGAUCCUUUGCCGUACCCAAAUCUAGUUAUUGAAAAUAAAUCGUGGGGCGCCUGGGUGGCUCAGUCAGUUAAGCAUCCAACUUAGGCUCAGGUCAUGAUCUCAUGGGCCGUGAGUUCGAGCCCCGCCUCGGGCUCUGUGCUGACAGCUCGGAGCCUGGAGCCUGGAACCUGCUUCGGAUCCUGUGGCUUCGCCUCUCUCUGUCCCUCCCCGGGUCAUGCGCGCUCUCUCUCUCUCUCUCUCUGUCUCAAAAAUGAAUACACUAAAAAAUGUUUUUAAAGAAGACAAAUCGAAUUUUAGGCUCACACUAUGAAAUAUCAUCUGGGUGAGAACUCCCCAGCUUCUGGAACGAUCAGUUGACUCUUAUCCCAUGACCAAACUCCAAAAGAAUGGUCCUCGUAUGUUAUUGGUGCAUUGAGUACAUUCAUUUGAAAUGAACACCGUCACCCUAAUACAGCACUACCUUUAAUUUGGGGGCAAUUUGCUCAGAAUUUAUGUGCGUCUCAUAAGUUCGUAAAAAACGAGGUUAGUCGUGUGUCACUUGCCACAUUGGAAUAUCCCAACUUUCCUGGAGCCACAGAGAAAACACCCCCACACACCAAUCUAAAGUUCAGCUCUUUUUAUAGUAACAUAGAGGCAGGCAUAUUAAAUUAUUAUGCCAUGUUUCUGCCAGGUUUUGACUUUUUUUUUGAGUUCUCCGUUAUAAGGCAACCCGAGCGGUCCCCAAGUCCUGCGGCUGCCCGAACGUUCUGAGAGCAUAGCCUAUGCAUGUUAACUAAGGCAUCUCCUGACACCCCAGGCAGGUAGGCAGGUAGGUAGGUGAGGUGGCCACGGACGAGGAGGGAAGCAGGGACAGCGUCAGCCAAGGCCAGGAGUCCCUUGCGGAGCUGGAGUUGAGGGACUCAUGUGUUCCUGGUUACCAGCCUGUGUUCAGAGCUCUGUUCUGGUUUUAAUCCUGCCGGGCGAGAUCCUCUCCCUCUUUGAAGUCCCAGAGCCGCCAAGCAGGGAGGGGGCGAAUCCUUCACAUCAGCCUUUGUCAUUCACACCGAGCCCAAGGGACGAUGUCACUAAGUCAAAUGGAUGGACAAAGAAACACUGCUGGUCUGUAGUGUCUCUUGCUUGUUUUCUUCUGAAGGGCGGCGGUUACUUUUAGUGACGAUCCUUGUCGAAGGGGGUCUCUGACAACCAGCCUUUGGCCUCUUUUUACUCUCCUGUUGCGAAAAUGUGCUACAUGGGCGUGUGUGUGUGUGUGUGUGUGUGAGAGAGAGAGAGAGAGACAGAGACAGAGACAGAGACAGAGAGACCGAGAGACAGGAAGAGACAUUGAUUCUGUUUGUUUCCUUUUCCUGACCUGUACUUAAUUCUAGGUGUUUGGCAGUCUUGGUCCAGUUAGAAUAACUUCGGGGCCUGCGUUUUUAUUGCUCUCUCUCUUUCCAGAAUGUGGCUUCGAUUUCACCCUUCUUGAAAUGCCUAUCCUGAACCUCCCUCACUUUGGGGCUCUUUCUCCUCUAGUGAACAAAAGCAACCUUUGAUAUUCUGAAUUGCACCACCUUUCUCAUUUUUUAUGCAAUGUGAACUUUGAGGAGAACUUUAAGAUAUGAAGAAAAGAUGUGUGUCUCCCUUAUCUUUGGCUUUUGUAAGUUUUUUUUUCCUUCCCCUAAAUCGAUCUCAAUUAACUUUGAUUUCUUUCUUUAGAAAAACCAUGUGCUGAAAUAAUGCUUUGCCAGAUGUGAGAAUGGGUUCCUGCCUCUCCAAACACACACUGGAGCCUUGUCUUAGUUCUACUAGUUUGGUCCACUUUUUCAAAUCUUACGCCGCGUUUGUUUGGUCACGGGAAGCCCUACUCUACUUUAUCUCGGAGGAAGCGCUAUCGGUCGUGAGCGAGGACCAGUCAUUGUUCGAGUGUGCCUACGGAACACCACACCUGGCCAAGACGGACAUGACCGCGUCCUCCUCCGGCGACUAUGGACAGACAUCCAAGAUGAGCCCCCGCGUCCCUCAGCAGGACUGGCUGUCUCAACCUCCAGCCAGGGUCACUGUCAAAAUGGAGUGUAACCCUAACCAGGUGAACGGCUCAAGAAACUCCCCGGAUGAGUGCAGCAUGGCAAAAGGCGGGAAGAUGGCGGGCGCCCCAGACACCGUCGGCAUGAAUUAUGGCAGCUACAUGGAGGAGAAGCACAUUCCGCCCCCAAACAUGACCACGAACGAGCGCAGAGUGAUCGUCCCAGCAGAUCCUACACUGUGGAGUACGGACCACGUCCGGCAGUGGCUGGAGUGGGCAGUGAAAGAGUAUGGCCUUCCGGACGUCGACAUCUUGCUGUUCCAGAACAUCGACGGGAAGGAGCUGUGCAAGAUGACCAAGGACGACUUCCAGAGGCUCACCCCGAGCUACAACGCUGACAUCCUUCUCUCCCACCUGCACUACCUCAGAGAGACUCCUCUUCCACAUUUGACUUCAGAUGAUGUUGAUAAAGCCUUACAAAACUCUCCACGGUUAAUGCAUGCUAGAAACACAGAUUUACCUUAUGACCCACCCAGGAGAUCAGCCUGGACCAGUCACGGCCACCCCACCCCCCAGUCGAAAGCUGCUCAACCAUCUCCUUCCGCAGUGCCCAAAACUGAAGAUCAGCGUCCUCAGUUAGAUCCUUAUCAGAUUCUCGGACCGACAAGUAGCCGCCUUGCAAACCCAGGGAGUGGGCAGAUUCAGCUGUGGCAGUUCCUCCUGGAGCUCCUGUCGGACAGCUCGAACUCCAACUGCAUCACCUGGGAAGGCACCAACGGGGAGUUCAAGAUGACGGACCCCGAUGAGGUGGCCCGGCGCUGGGGAGAACGGAAAAGCAAACCCAAUAUGAACUACGACAAACUCAGCCGCGCCCUCCGCUACUACUAUGACAAAAAUAUCAUGACCAAAGUCCACGGGAAGCGCUACGCCUACAAGUUUGACUUCCACGGGAUCGCCCAGGCCCUCCAGCCCCACCCUCCAGAAUCAUCUCUGUACAAGUACCCCUCAGACCUCCCUUACAUGGGCUCCUAUCACGCCCACCCACAGAAGAUGAACUUUGUGGCCCCCCACCCUCCCGCCCUACCCGUGACCUCGUCCAGUUUCUUCGCCGCCCCAAACCCCUACUGGAAUUCGCCAACCGGAGGUAUAUACCCCAACACUAGGCUUCCGGGCAGCCACAUGCCUUCUCAUCUGGGCACUUACUACUAACGACCUGAGGGACGCCUUUCCCAACAGCAUACGAUCACCAAGAAAUUGCCACCAACUCUAUCGGAGAACGUGAAUCAAAAGUGCCUCAAGAGGAAUGUAAAAGCUUGACUGGCGCUGGGGAAGGAAGCCAGGGACGAGAUCCAAAGACUCUUAACGGGAGGGAUUUACUCAAGUAUUACUCCAGGAAUAAAGAGGAUGCGAAAAAUGUAACGUUAUCUGGACACCUCGGGUGUGGACCCACCUUGUAAAAGACAUUGUAAGUAGAAGCCUGAAGAACUCACGAGGACAGAGUGCCAAAGAAAGCGUUCUUAAGAAGCGUAUAAACUUCAGAGGGGAGUUUGGGGUCCCGCUAGCGCAAACGGGGAUUCAAGUACAGUGAGAGUGGUAACACAGCCUUCCCCUGACAUACCAUUUACAUGUCAUUUUAAGGAAAACUACCUGUAUUUAAAAAUAGAAACAUAUCAAAAAAGAAAAGAGAGAGACUGUGGCCCGUCGACAGAUACCGAGAUGGAACUCAGUAGAACGUGCUGUUUGGGUGAAAUCAGAUGCAUUCCGUUCGGGGGAGAGCCACAGCUCCCGGACGGUAUCAGGGGAACUGAGCCCGGCGGUGGGGCCGGGGCCGUCUGCGGACAGCGAGCGUGUGGUUGUAGACAGAGGGCUGGAGGAGGUGCAAGAGAAGGGAGCGGAGGAGGAGGAGGCCAGAGGGCUGGGGGAGACGCUUGUCAAGCAGUGGAGACUGGACUUGGGACAGUGCAGAGGCCGGAGACUGAGUCGGGAGACUUGCGGGUUCAUUGGUCGGUGCCCUACCAAACCCAGUGUUAAGAGGAAGAAUAUGGCGUCCAGGACGAGGGGAAGUAGUAGAAUUCAGGAACAAGAAUACGCAUCUCUCUUUUUUGUUUGUUUGUUUGUCAAAAGAAAAAUUUAACUGGAAUUGUCUGAUAUUUAAAAGAAACAUUCGAGACCUCAUCGUUAUGGGGGGGGGGGGGCUCUGUUCCCCACAGGGUCAGGUAAGAGGUGGGUAGCCUUCUUCGAUGCUGCCAUCGGAAACCAUCUAGGCGUUUGGGUUGGGCAGAGGCUCCGGGUUUCCUUUCGAGUCGCAAACGCUGUGCGUUUGUCAGAAUGAAGUAUACAAGCCAAUGUUUUUUCCCCCCUUUUUAUAUAAUAAUUAUAUAACUUAUGCAUUUAUACACUACGAGUUGAUCUCGGCCAGCCAAAGAUACACAACAAAAGAGACAAUCAAUGAUAGAAUGUGGCCUUGAAUUUUAACUCUGUAUGCUUAAUGUUUACAAUAUGAAGUUACUAGUUCUUAGAAUGCAGAAUGUAUGUAAUAAAACAAGCUUGGCCUAGCAUGGCAAAUCAGAUUGA